Messenger RNA from Leucoraja erinaceus (little skate), 1208 nucleotides. Its product is annotated as huntingtin-interacting protein 1-related protein. Gene Ontology annotation, molecular function: clathrin light chain binding; actin filament binding; phosphatidylinositol-3,4-bisphosphate binding. Gene Ontology annotation, cellular component: clathrin-coated vesicle; actin cortical patch. The transcript is spliced from 4 exons. Bases 226 to 588 code for a protein of 120 amino acids. The record is from RefSeq and is a predicted model, not a curated record. NCBI's taxonomy places the organism in Eukaryota, Metazoa, Chordata, Chondrichthyes, Rajiformes, Rajidae. Gene Ontology annotation, biological process: endocytosis; clathrin coat assembly; actin filament organization.
CACCUCACCCGACAACACAGCCUCAAUUCCUGCACCCUAGUGAUUGGUCCAUUGUCAUGUCCCUCUCCACAGUCUGCGGCCACACACCUUUCCCCGUUUCCCGUCUACACUUUUGCUAAUGCAACCCGCCCAAUCAUGAACACUGUUGCUGUGAUCUAGGUGAAAGCAGACCGGAGCAGCAGAAACCUGUCCCGCCUACAACAAGCCUCUCGGCACGUGAAUGAGAUGGCGGCCAAUGUGGUGGCAUCAACAAAGUCAGGACAGGAACAGAUCGAAGACAAAGAUACAAUGGAUUUUUCAGGAAUCUCAAGGAUUAAGCUUAAAAAGCAGGAGAUUGAAACACAGGUGAAAGUACUGGAAUUGGAAAAUAAACUGGAGCAGGAACGAAUGAAGCUUGGAGAUCUUCGAAAGAAACAUUAUGAUCUGGGAGGAACCAACGAUGAAAUAUUGGAAGAUAAACUGCCUUCAAAACCCGAGGUUUCAAGGAAGCCACCACUUUCUCAAAAGCCAAAUAUCCCACCAAAAAAAGAUUCACAGUUAAAUGCAUCGGACCUGGCUUAUGCUUCUCAUUUACGGAACUCUCAAUAAGGAAACAUGAAGGUGGCUGCAUUAUAUUGGAACAGAACAAGACUCUGCAUUCUUUACAAGUCAAGCACAUCGGAUGGCAGUGUCACAUUCCAUAAACGUGCCAGUUUUACUUUUUUGAUGAGCCCCUUAUCGAAUUAAAAUAGUGCAAAGCAAAUUAUAGGAGCUAAUUUCACAUUAAUAGGCAACAUUUCAAAUUGGUCAUGCAGGAUGAAAUGGAAACAGCCGUUCAUUCUAGCCUUUAAUCAGUCCUUCAAAAAAUCAGACAGUUAUUAUUGUUUUUUUAAAUAAAGACUGUUUAGUACACUGUACAUUUACUACUGGGCCAGGAUAUUUGUUUGGUUGCUGGAAUGCAACCUAAAUAAUGAAAGAUUAAGUAGUUUCAGCUUUGCAUAUACUUUUAAAACUACAAUUUCUGGGAAAUGCAGUAUAAAGUAUUUUGUAUGUAUGUGAAAAUUUUAAUAGGUGUGGUGUAUUUAUUAGCAAUAGAACAUAAUUUGCCCAAUGAACAUUUGUCUUCAGCUGUAUUGAAUUUUAUGAGAAACCUAGGAAUUUUAACGUGAAAUUUGAAAUAAACUGAGUAUGUAUAUUAUUUUUGUAUAUCAGAUGUAACUAAAGAUUCA